UCUCCACAAAGUGGGAAUAGAGGGAACAUACCUCAAUAUAAUGAAGGCCAUGUAUGACAAACCCACAGUCACUGUCAUACUUAAUGGGCAAAAACUCUAAGCUUGGGAACAAGACAGGGAUGUCCGCUCUCAGCACUCUCAUUCAACAUAGUACUGCAGUCCUAGCCACAGCAAUCAAGUAAGAAGAAGAAAUAAAAGGCAUUCACCCUGGAAAGGAAGAAGUAAAACUGGCAUUAUUUGCAGAUGAUAUGAUACUGCAUAUGGAGAACCCUAAAGAAAACAUUUAAAACACGUUGCAGAAUUAGAAUACUUCUAAAUACUUCAGCAUGAGUAUUAUGAACUAGAAUUCGAUAUUUACUUGUGUAUGUAUGGUUGGUUCUUUUUUUUGUUUUUAUUUUGGUUAAUCCUCACUUGAUAUUUUUCCAUUGAUCUUUUAGAGAGAGGGAAAGACAGAAACACAUCGAUCGGUUGCCUCUUGCCUGUAACCAAGGUACAUGCCCUUGAUUGGAAUCAAACCUGGACCCUUUGAUCCACAGGCUGGCGCUCUAGCCACUGAGCGAAACCAGCUAGGGCUGUGUAUGUAUGUUUUUUUAAGUUUAUUCAUCGCCUGAAGACCUAACAGUGUCUAAGGGACAAGAAGUGGAACCUGGGAGUGUGGUUAAAUAUUUCACUGUUGUUUGGUGUAAGGCUUCAAAGAAAAAGCACAAAAAGUGGGAAGGUGAUGCUGUUCUUAUUGUCAACGGAAAAUCUCUUACAUUAAAGGACCUGGAAGGCAAAGACAUUGGAAGAGGCACUGGAUAUAAAUUCAAAGAGCUUGAAAAGAUUGAAGAGGGCCAUACAAUGAUGAUAGGCGGAAAAGAAAUAGAAGUCAUGGGUUCGAUCUCCCCAGAUGAUUUCAGCAGUGGCAGAUGCUUUCAGCUUGGAGGAGGAGGUCCUGCUAUAUCAAGUUCUUCUCAAGCUGCCAAGAAGUGUUUUUCUAACCCCUUAAAAAGUGUCUAUAAACCAAGUUCAAAGGAAAAUAGGCAGAAUAGUUUCCAAAAUUGCAAACCACGCCAUGAUCCAUGUGCACCAAAUUCCCUUGUUAUGCCCCGACCAGACAAAAAUCAUCAGUGGAUGUUCAAUAAAAACUGUUUCCCCGUUGUGGAUGUUGUGAUAGAUCCUCACCUUGCAUAUUAUCUUCGGCCACAUCAGAAAGAAGGAAUCAUAUUCCUUUAUGAAUGUAUGAUGGGAAUGAGAGUGAAUGGCAGAUGUGGCGCUAUUCUUGCUGAUGAAAUGGGUUUAGGGAAAACAUUGCAAUGUAUUUCACUCCUCUGGACUCUACAGUGUCAGGGACCUUAUGGAGGCAAGCCGAUAAUAAAGAAGACACUUAUUGUCACACCUGGAAGUUUGGUGAAUAAUUGGAGGAGAGAAUUUCAAAAAUGGUUAGGAAGUGAAAGGAUCAAGAUAUUUACUGUUGAUCAGGACCACAAAGUAGACGAAUUCAUCAAAUCUCCAUUAUAUUCUGUUCUGAUUAUCAGUUAUGAAAUGUUACUUCGUUCCCUGGAUCAAAUUAAGAAUAUAAAAUUUGAUCUCCUCAUCUGUGAUGAAGGGCAUCGUUUGAAGAACAGUGCCAUUAAGACAACCACAGCCCUCAUUAGCCUCGCUUGUGAGAAAAGAAUAAUUCUAACUGGUACUCCAGUUCAGAAUGAUCUGCAAGAAUUUUUUGCAUUAAUUGAUUUUGUAAACCCAGGAAUAUUAGGCUCUUUGUCAUCAUUUAGAAAAAUAUAUGAAGAACCCAUCAUUGUAUCAAGACAACCUUCUGCUUCUAAGGAAGAAAAGGAGUUAGGAGAGAGAAGAGCAGCUGAACUUGUUUGCUUCACUGGACUCUUUUUUCUCAGAAGAACCCAAGAGGUCAUAAAUAAAUAUCUUCCACCUAAAAUAGAGAAUGUAGUCUUUUGCCGUCCAGGGGCACUACAGCUUGAACUUUAUCAAAAGCUGUUGAAUUCUCAGGCUGUGAGGUUCUGUCUUCAAGGGUCGUUGGAAAACAGUCCUCAUCUGAUAUGCAUAGGAGCUCUUAAGAAACUGUGCAAUCAUCCCUGCCUUUUGUUCAACUCCAUAAAGGAAAAAGAAUGUAGCUCAACUUGGGAUGAAAAUGAAGAGAGUAGUUUAUAUGAAGGCUUGAUAAAUGUGUUCCCUGCGGAUUAUAACCCUCUCAUGUUUACUGAGAAGGAGUCAGGAAAACUUCAAGUGCUGACAAAGCUCCUAGCUGUUAUCCACGAACUUCGUCCUACUGAAAGGGUGGUAUUGGUCUCCAACUACACACAAACUUUGAAUAUUUUACAAGAAGUAUGUAAGCGUCAUGGAUAUGCUUAUACAAGACUUGAUGGACAAACACCAGUCUCUCAAAGGCAGCAGAUUGUUGAUGGCUUCAAUAGUAAAUACUCUUCUGAUUUCAUUUUUUUAUUAAGUUCAAAAGCUGGUGGCGUGGGACUUAACCUUAUUGGAGGAUCUCACUUAAUUCUCUAUGACAUUGAUUGGAAUCCAGCCACUGAUAUCCAGGCAAUGUCUAGAGUGUGGAGAGAUGGUCAGAAACAUCCAGUACAUAUUUACAGACUCCUAACCACAGGUACAAUAGAAGAAAAGAUCUAUCAAAGGCAGAUCAGUAAGCAAGGUCUUUCUGGGGCGGUUGUAGACCUGGCCAAGACAUCUGAGCAUAUCCAGUUUUCAGUAGAGGAGCUUAAAAAUUUGUUCACAUUGCACGAAAGUUCACACUGUGUGACUCAUGACCUGCUUGACUGUGACUGUGCAGGAGAACGAGACCAUACAGGUGAUUCAUUGGAAAAAUGCCCUGUCUCUAGAAAUUGUCAGCUUGGCCCACAUCACAAGAAGUCUGACUCCCUGAAACCUCUCUCCAUGUCACAGCUGAAGCAAUGGAAACAUUUUUCUGGAGAUCAGUUAAAUCUUAAAGAUCCCUUUCUUGACAGAAUAAGAGAAAAUGUGUCAUUCUUUUUUCAGAAUAUAACCAAUCAAAAUACUGCUGCUCUGUUAUGAAAAGUUACUUCAUGACAUUCCCUUGCCCCCCCCCUUUAAAAAAUAACAGUAAUUAAAUGUAAGUUUUGAAAAUGAUAGAAUUACUUAUUUAUUUAAUUAAAUAUUUAUUGUUGAAAGUGUUACACAUGUCCCUUUUUCCCCCCCUUGACCCCUUCAAGCCUGCCCCUGUCCCCCACCCAGGCCUUCUCCAUCCUAUUAUCUGUGUCCAUGGGGUAUGCAUAUAUGCAUACAAGUUCUUUGGUUGAUCUCUUCCCACCCACCCAACCACCCCGUCUUCCCUCUGAGAUUCCACAGUCUGUUCCUUGCUUCUAUGUCUCUGGAUAGAAUUACUUACAUUACAAUAAUAAAUUUGUUGCAAAGUGUAUCAGAGUUUUGAUACAGCACUGUUGUUUGAUUUUUUAUAUAUAUCCUUUCUUAAAAAUGUAUUUUUAUUGAUUUCAGAGAGGAAGGGAGAGGGAGAGAUAGAAACAUCAAUGAUGAGAUAGAAUUAUUGAUCGGCUGCCUCCUGCACGCCUCCUGCACGCCCCCUGCUGGGGAUCGAGCCUGCAACCCAGGCAUGUGCCUUUGACCAGAAUCAAACCCAGGACUCUUCAGUCCGCAGGCUGACGCUCUAUCCACUGAGCCAAACCAGGUAGGGCAUAUAUUCUUAAAUGUUAAAACAUUAAAGACAUCUAUCAUUAUAUAAUUUUUUAUUAGUAAUUCCAUAAUUAAUGCACUUUUAUCAAGUACCCACUCAGGAAUUUUCAUAAGGAAUAUUAAAAAUGGUAAAAUACCUGUUUUUGGAAAAUCUAAUCUGAUUAGGAACAUUAGACAUAGAUGUGUCAGAUAAUUGAAUAACUUGAUAAAUUUAAACUAUAGUUUAGUAUAAUAAUCUCCAGGUCCAUCCAUGCUUUCACAAAUGGUAAGUGUUCCUUUUUUUUUUUUUUUUUUUACAGCCACUGUGUAAAUGUACCAUUGUGUAACCGUGCCAUAGCUCUUCUAUUUUUUUUUUUUUAAUCCUAACCCAAGGAUAUUUUUUCCGUUGAUUUUUGGAGAGAAUGGAAGGGGACGGGGAGAGACAGAGAAAGAAACAUCGCUGUGAAAGAAACAUAAAAUGGUUGCUUCCUGCAUGCAUCCUGAGCAGUGCUGGGAUAAGCCUGCAACUGCGGUACAUGCCCUUGACCGGAAUCAAACCUCGACCCUUCAGUCCAUGGCCGACACUCUAACCACUGCGUCAAUCGGCUAGAGCUACCACAGCUUUUUUAUCCACUCAUCUAGUCAUGGCACUUGGGCUGUUUCUGGAUCUUAGCUAUUGUAAAUAACACUGCUAUGAAAAUUUGGGUGCACAUAUUCUUUCCGAUUGGUGUUUUGGGAUUCUUAGGAAAUUCGUGACUUGCAGUAAACAAUGUGUAUAAUCAACAGAUGGUACUGUUUCUCUGAGCCGGUCCCAAAUUAAUAUAUUGGCUCAAAAGCAGUUUGUAGACAUGCUGUUUUUGUUUUUGAAGGACAGACUCAACAAAGGAAUACAUUUACCAGAAAAAUGAUCUUAAAAAAGUAUGGGGAUUAUGAAGGAAAAUGAAAGGAGGAAUAGAAGACAAGGAAAAAGAUCAGAUGUAUUUCUAAAAGAAAGAAAAGGUUUUGUAUAGUAUAUAUAUAUUUUUAGGAGUCAUUGUUACUGAGAAUACCUAUGAGAGAGAUUUGUUAUUUCAUCUAAGGAUUUGGUGGGCAAGAAAUAUCUGUAGAUGAGUUGGAAAUAAAACAAAACAGAAACAAAGGAGAAAAUAUCAUUUUGUGAGCAUGACCUGCUGGUGGCAGCAACAGAUCACAAUUGUCUCAACGCAUUAGGCAUUCCAGGCAAGUUUAAAGCAUAGAGCUCUCUGUUUUCAUGAGUUCAAACCAUAGGCUGCUGUUGUGAUAGCUAUAAAAAUGGACAAGUCACUCUCACUACCAAUAUGACUGACAGGAUUUUUUCAAGAGCAUUUUAUAUUAGCAGAGUUUUACACUUAUUCCCACCCCCCAUGGGUUGUGGGGGUAGGAAUUAAAUUAUAAAUUAAAUAAAAAGUGAGCAAUAUUUUAAAAACUGAUCGAAUGCAUAGAAUGUUGAAAAACAGUAACACUUUAGUUGUUGUAAGAUGAAGAUAGGUUUAAUGAACUGACUUGCAUAAAUGAAAAAUUUGUUGUUUUAUUGAGAAUGUUUGAGAGUCCUUCAGUAACUAUUUUUCAUUUCUCUUCCAUAAACAUUAUUAAGGAAUCCUUUGACUGUCAGAUGGCUUUGAAAACGUGGGAACCCUAAUUUUUAUUCCAUAAGUAGAAAAAAAUAAAUGAAUGUUUUGGUUGUUCUAUUUAUGCCUAACAAAAUGCUCAUUAAAAAAUACAAUUUUAGCCGUAACCGGUUUGGCUCAGUGGAUAGACCGUCGGCCUGCGGACUGAAGGAUCCCAGGUUCAAUUCCGGUCAAGGGCAUGUACCUUGGUUGCAGGCAUAUUUCCAGUAGGUGGUGUGCAGGAGGCAGCUGAUUGAUGUUUCUCUCUCAUCAAUGUUUCUAAUUCUCUAUCCCUCUCUCUUCCUCUCUGUAAAAAAUCAAUAAAAUAUAUUUUAAAAAAUACAAUUUUAAAGAAAGGAAAGUAUUUCUUCUUUUUUGUCUGGAUUCUUUAUUAUCUUAAGACUCAUCUGUGUUGUAUGUUCAGUCCCUUUAAAGCUGAGAAGCACUCUUAUUUUGUGUAUGUACUCACAAUUUUUUUUAACCCAUUCACAGGCUGACAGGCUCUUAGCUUGUUUCCAGUUUUG
This is a messenger RNA of Myotis daubentonii (Daubenton's bat), 5794 nucleotides long. RefSeq names its product RAD54 homolog B (gene RAD54B). The record is from RefSeq and is a predicted model, not a curated record. The transcript is spliced from 13 exons. Gene Ontology annotation, molecular function: ATP binding; DNA translocase activity. Bases 841 to 3030 code for a protein of 729 amino acids. Gene Ontology annotation, cellular component: nucleus. Gene Ontology annotation, biological process: double-strand break repair via homologous recombination; reciprocal meiotic recombination. NCBI's taxonomy places the organism in Eukaryota, Metazoa, Chordata, Mammalia, Chiroptera, Vespertilionidae.